Salvelinus namaycush (lake trout) is the source of this 1086-nucleotide messenger RNA. Its product is annotated as histone-lysine N-methyltransferase PRDM9-like. Lineage: Eukaryota; Metazoa; Chordata; Actinopteri; Salmoniformes; Salmonidae. Gene Ontology annotation, biological process: regulation of transcription by RNA polymerase II. Gene Ontology annotation, molecular function: RNA polymerase II cis-regulatory region sequence-specific DNA binding; DNA-binding transcription factor activity; protein binding. Gene Ontology annotation, cellular component: nucleus. The transcript has 2 exons. Bases 26 to 961 code for a protein of 311 amino acids. The record is from RefSeq and is a predicted model, not a curated record.
GUAGCUGCUGCUUUUGUAAUAGCUAAUGGGGAUCCUAAUAAAAUACCAAAUACCUUCCCUCUCUCUUAUCACUCCUCUCUCUGUCAGGUAUGUGAACUGUGCCCGUAGUGAAGAAGAGCAGAAUCUGUUGGCCUUCCAGUACAGAGGAGGGAUUCUUUACCGUUGCUGUAGGCCUAUAGCUGUUGGAGAGGAGCUGUUGGUGUGGUACGGAGAGGAAUACGCCAGAGACCUGGGCAUCGUCUUCGACUUCCUCUGGGACAAAAAGAGCUCAGCUAGAGGUGUGAAUGAGUCGUCUCAGAUCUUUUCCUGCUCUGGUUGUCCGUUCUCCUUCACGGCUCAGAUCUACCUCUACAAGCACAUAAAGAGAUGCCACAGGGAAGAGUACGUCAGGCUGCCUAGGAGUGGGGGGAUUAGAUCAGAGACACUAGCACCACCCAGUGGCUCUCAGCGGUGUUCAACAACUUCAGAUCGCACCCCCAUCACACUCCCCACCCAGAAACACAGAGACACAGGGAAGCCAAGACCUCACCACUGCUCUCAGUGUGGGAAGAGUUUCCAUCGAUCAGGAGACUUAAAGGUGCACCAACGUACUCACACAGGAGAGAGGCCAUAUCACUGUUUCCAGUGUGGGAAGAGGUUCAAUGUGUCAGGAAAUUUAAAGGCACACCAGCUUGUUCACACAGGAGAGAGGCCGUAUCACUGCUCUCAGUGUGGGAAGAGUUUCCAUCGAUCAGGAGACUUAAAGGUGCACCAACGUACUCACACAGGAGAGAGGCCAUAUCACUGUUUCCAGUGUGGGAAGAGGUUCAAUGUGUCAGGACAUUUAAAGAAACACCAGCGUAUUCACACAGGAGAGAGGCCGUAUCACUGCUCUCAGUGUGGGAAGAGUUUCAGUGAGUCAGGGAGUGUUAAGAGACACCAGCGUGUUCAGUGUGGGAAGAGUUUCAGUGAGGAAGCUUAAAAAGCGUACUCACACCUGACUCUGAGUCACUAGCAUCAACUGAUUUACCGGUGGCAUUCCAAAACUCUAAAUGCCGCAAAUAGUUUGUUUGCCGGAAUAAAAAUCCAGUGGAACUGUGUACACCA